Molecule: messenger RNA, 1443 nt
Organism: Panicum virgatum (switchgrass)
Lineage: Eukaryota; Viridiplantae; Streptophyta; Magnoliopsida; Poales; Poaceae
Product: probable signal recognition particle 43 kDa protein, chloroplastic
Exons: 1
Coding region: 72-1229 (385 amino acids)
Molecular function (GO): protein binding
Source: RefSeq, a predicted model, not a curated record
UUCGCCGCGUUCCCUCCACACGCGCCAGCGCCACCAGUCCACCAUCACCACCUCCCCCGCCGGUUUCUACAAUGGAGGCCGUUCUACGACAUCCAUCGCUCUCCCGCCUCAAGCCACCGAACCCUCACAGGACGCCAUCGCCAUCCCUCGCUUCCCCUUCCCUCCUUCGCCUCCGCGCUCGCCGGCUCGCCGCCGCCGCAGUGUUCCAGGACCAGAAGCCCAAGGAGCCAGCAAACAAGGGAGGCGAUGAGGAGGAGGAGGCGGCUUACGGCGAGGUGGACCGCAUCGUCUCCAGCCGCACGGUAAAGAACCCGGUGUUCGCGGAGGACGGCUCCGCCACCACGUCCGUCGCCACGGAGUACCUCGUGGAGUGGCAGGACGGGCACGAGCCGUCCUGGAUCCCCGCGGAGGCCAUAGCCGCGGACGUCGUGGCGGAGUACGAGACGCCGUGGUGGACGGCGGCCAAGAAGGCGGACGCCGAGGCGCUGGCCGCGCUGCUCGCGGACGAGACGCUGCAGCGGGACCCGGACGCCGAGGACGCGCAGGGGCGCACCGCGAUGCACUUCGCCGCGGGGCUGGGAUCCGAGGACUGCCUGCGCGCGCUCGCCGCGGCCGGGGCGGACCUGGGCCACCAGGAGCGCGCCGGCGGCGGCCUCACGCCGCUGCACAUCGCGGUGGGGUACGGCCGCGCCGUGGCCGUGCGCACGCUGCUGGAGCUGGGCGCCGACCCGGAGGCUCCCGACGGGCAGGGGCGGACGCCGCUGGAGCUGGUCCAACAGGUGCUCGAGAAGACGCCCAAGGGCAACCCGGCGGCGUUCCAGCUCCGGCAGGGGCUGGAGGCGGCGCAGAAGGAGCUGGAGAAGGCCGUCUACGAGUGGGCCGAGGUGGAGAAGGUGAUCGACGGGCGCGGCGAAGGCAAGUGGCGCGAGUACCUGGUGGAAUGGCGCGACGGCGGCGAGCGGGAGUGGGUGAAGGCGCCGUGGGUGGCGGAGGACCUGGUGAGCGACUUCGAGGCCGGGCUGGAGUACGCCGUGGCGGAGGCCGUGGUUGACAGGAGGCAGGCCGCGGCGGAGGACGGGGAGGAGAAAUGGGAGUACCUUGUCAAGUGGGUGGACAUCGAGGAGGCUACGUGGGAGCCCGCCGAGAACGUGGACGCCGAGCUCGUGCAGGAGUUUGAGCAGAGGCAAUCAGGAUCCGCUGGUGGCGAUGGCAGCGGCACUGCACCAUGAUGAUCAUGAUGAAGGUGGCCAUGUAUGCUUCCUCCUGGCAUUCUUCUCCUGAUGCUUGGACUGACUGAGUUGAGCCCUCUCCUGAUUCAUGUAUCAAUAGCGAUUUGGAUUUUGUAGUAGGAUGCAACAUUUUGUGAGUGUCAUAUUUCGACCGAAAUUUGCAGUUUCAGCAGAUUUCAUCCUUGCCCACUCCGGAAAUGAUUACUUUUUUUAA